This is a messenger RNA of Carassius carassius (crucian carp), 2990 nucleotides long. Its product is annotated as membralin-like. The record is from RefSeq and is a predicted model, not a curated record. NCBI's taxonomy places the organism in Eukaryota, Metazoa, Chordata, Actinopteri, Cypriniformes, Cyprinidae. The transcript is spliced from 11 exons. Gene Ontology annotation, biological process: positive regulation of ERAD pathway; response to endoplasmic reticulum stress. Bases 817 to 2865 code for a protein of 682 amino acids. Gene Ontology annotation, cellular component: endoplasmic reticulum.
AAGCUUCCCUCAUUAAAAGCUUCUUUACUGCUACUCCCAAGUCAGCUCCGCUACAGAAAAUGGUUGUGUAAACAGAUGGUCUUUACGACAGGUUGCAGUCACCGCAAUCGGAUGAUUCUGGCAAGAUAUCUUCAAGUAGUCGAGGCCUUAUUUGAUCGAACAUUGUCAGCGUAAAAAGAAGAGGUGUUUGUAAGCUGAACAUACGGGUUCCUCAGGGGAAACUCGGUUAACUUGUUAGCUUACCACUGCUAGCAAGACGUGUUUGCGUGAUAUUCCAGGGUUCUUUCUUUUUAAGCACUCAGUUUACAACGUCUGAGCGAUAUUCUGUUUCCAAACCCGAGUGAAUAUUAUGCAUUCAGCUGGUAUUUGUAGCAAUAAAUGCGUGAGUUAGCAAGUUUGUGUAGUUUGGUUGGAGUGACAGUGUAUGCAGGAGGCCUGAGUCACAUCUGCAGGACGUAUUUACUCAAAAUACAUUUCAACAGAGAUGCUUCUCUCGUCUUACAGUAGAUAAACUACACGAUUAUCAGUUGUGUUCAAUGCUCUAAAGCUUUAGAAGUUUGUUUGCUAGCUCGCUAGAUUAUGGCAUGGUAGGAGUGGAAGAUACCUUGCCCACCAACAUCCUUACAAAAUUCAGCAUCUCUCGUGGUGUUUUAGUGGCGAUAUCUGAAGCUCAGUCCAGUUUUGGAGAAGCAGGAUCAUCAUCUGCAUGUGCUGAUGUUGUGUAACUGGCCUGCUCAUCUGGAUCUGCGCACUUUGCUGUCUGCUUGACCUCACAGCUGGGUUUUCUCCUUAUCAAGAUACUGAACAACGACCACCAUGUCUGACAACCAAGGCAAUGUGAACAACGUCCCACUGAACAAUAACGGCGCUCCGAACCGGAUCCGGAACCCCGCGAUGAACCAGAACCCUUUGAUCAACGUCCGAGACCGACUAUUCCACGCCUUGUUCUUUAAAAUGGCAGUCACGUACGCCAGACUCUUCCCACCAUCCUUCAGACGAAUAUUCGAGUUCCUCGUCUUGUUAAAGGCGUUGUUUAUGCUCUUCAUCCUGGCCUACAUCCACAUUGCCUUCUCACGCUCUCCAAUCAACUGCCUGGAGCAUGUGCGGGAGAAAUGGCCCCGCGACGGCAUCCUGCGUGUGGAGAUCCAGCGCAACUCCAGCCGUGCACCCAUCUUUCUGCAGUUCUCCGAGACGGAGGGAAUCCAGGGCCUCGUGAAGGAAGCAGAGGACGGAAGUGAAACCAGACAGCCAGUGGUGCCCACAGACCCUGAAGAGGAGGAAGAGAUGACCAUGGAGAUGUUUGACAACAGCACAGUACAGUUUGAGCUGGACAUCGAGCCACGUCUGAAUCCGUCGAUGAGUGGCGGUGUUCCUGGCUCCAGCCUGAAUGAAUCCCAGGAUCUGUCCUUCAGCCAGGCCCCUUCUAAAGGUAUGCAGCCGCUGAGGGAGACUGUCUCCGAGAUUGAGAUGCUAACUCGAGCAGUGUGGCCCCAAGAAGAGUAUAUUGUUGAAUAUUCUUUGGAAUAUGGUUUCCUACGGCUGUCCCAGGCCACACGGCAGCGACUCAACAUCCCUGUUAUGGUGGUGACCCUGGAUCCCAUGAAGGAUCAGUGCUUUGGAGAUGGUUUCAGUCGCUUCCUCCUGGAUGAAUGUCUGGGUUAUGAUGAUAUCCUGAUGUCCAGUGUGAAGGCUUUAGCAGAGAAUGAGGAAAACAAAGGGUUUCUGAGGAACGUGGUUUCUGGAGAACACUACCGAUUUGUCAGUAUGUGGAUGGCUCGUACUUCCUACCUAGCAGCCUUUGUAAUCAUGGUUAUCUUUACUCUAUCCGUGUCCAUGCUGUUGCGGUACUCGCACCACCAGAUUUUUGUUUUUAUAGUGGACCUUCUCCAGAUGUUGGAAAUGAAUAUGACAAUUGCCUUCCCUGCCGCCCCUCUCCUCACUGUCAUCUUGGCUCUUGUGGGGAUGGAGGCCAUCAUGUCUGAGUUUUUCAAUGACACAACCACUGCCUUCUACAUCAUCCUCAUUGUGUGGUUGGCAGACCAAUAUGAUGCCAUCUGCUGUCACACCAAUACGAGCAAGCGCCACUGGCUCAGAUUCUUUUAUCUGUAUCACUUUGCCUUCUAUGCGUAUCAUUACCGAUUUAACGGCCAGUACAGCAGUCUUGCUCUGGUCACCUCCUGGCUCUUCAUUCAGCACUCAAUGAUCUAUUUUUUCCACCACUACGAGCUUCCCGCCAUCCUGCAGCAGAUCCGGAUCCAGGAGAUGCUGCUUCAAAAUCAGCAGGUGGGUCAAGGAAACCAGACUGCAUUGCAGGACAAUCUCAACAAUAACACUAGCAGUGCUGCGCCCGCCGGCCAGGCUAAUGCAGCCGCUAAUGCGAACACUAACGGCCAGGACCUGCAAGCCGCUCCGGACCAACCUCUCCUCGAAGCUCACAAUGGCUUGGUGGUAAAUACCGGUCUGCCCAGAGAACCAUCAAACUCCGACCUCGACUGGAUGGCUGAGAUCGCCAUCGGCCCAGACGUUCUGUCAGUUCCACACUUGGUCGACUCUCUUUUGGAGCCGGGAAGGAUCCAGGAACCUGCGUCCUCUGGUUCAGGGGUAACAGAGCUGCGUGCUUCGAACACUGCAGGAGAGAACCAAGUUGUAAAUAUUAGCGCAGCCACUGCUCCUGCGGGACAGAGUUGCGCUCAGGGUCUGGGUCCCCCUGGUGGUGGAGGAGGGCAGACGGAAUCAGAAACUUCCUCGCCAGUGACUUCACACACAGACUGCAGAGUUGCAGAAACGCUUAAAGGCGCCACGGACUGGGAUGACAAGACGGAGACCAAUAGCAAAAGCUCGGACUCCCACUCUACCCCGGCUUGAGUCGCACAGACCCCAUUCUGAAUGAAUGAAUCCAUGCUCUACAGUCAUCACCCCUCUCUGUAAAUUAUUCCAGAAGGCAUCAAGAGGAGAAGCUGUGAUGGAGCUUUAUGUAAUUACAUCCUGGA